AUGGAGGAUCACCAAAAGGGAAAGCAAGGCAAGGAGGAGAAGAACAAGGAGGAGGUUCGCUUCCGCGGUGUUCGAAGGAGGCCGUGGGGGAAGUACGCGGCGGAGAUAAGGGAUCCAUCCAAACAAGGAACAAGGAUAUGGCUAGGGACAUUUGACACAGCUGAAGAAGCAGCAAGAGCUUAUGAUAAGGCAGCUUUUAAUUUGAGGGGUCAUCUUGCAAUUUUGAAUUUUCCUAGCGAAUACUAUUCUAAAAUAAGAGGUUCACCACCAUAUCCACCUCAUUUGGCACCACCUUCCUACACCUCAUCUCAUCAUGCUAGUGGAAGUUCUUCCAGGCCAAUAUUUGAGUUUGAGUGUUUGGAUGAUAAGAUAUUGGAAGAACUUCUUGGGUCAGAAGAGAUGAAGAAGAAAAAGAAGGGAGAGUGA
This is a messenger RNA of Lathyrus sativus (Indian pea), 426 nucleotides long. The record is from the annotation of a GenBank genome assembly. NCBI's taxonomy places the organism in Eukaryota, Viridiplantae, Streptophyta, Magnoliopsida, Fabales, Fabaceae.